UAGAAGGAUUGAUGUUGUAAUAAGUGGCAUAAUACCAAGCAUUGCUUUAUUUUUAGGUGUGCUGUCAGAAAUGUGGUGCACACAGGCAUUCGAGAUGUCAGCAAAUACUCUGUGGCAUAUGUCUAAUCUGCAAUGGUGGCAAUUUUAUGUUGCAGCCUCUACAAAGUCAAGAAAGUAAGCAGACAGAGGGAAGCACAAGAGUAACCCCAGAUGAUCAGGAUCAACAGGGAGGAGAAAAAAAAAACUAACAAAACAGCCAAAGUGAAGGGGAAAAAAGGCCAAUCAAAGGGUAAAAAACGCAAGGCAGGGGAAUCUUUGAAAAGGGAAAAAGAGCAAGACAUCAAGGGAGACAGCGAGCCACAAACUUUUGACAAGGGAAGUGAUGCAGCUUGUGAAAGCGAGGAAGUAGAGGCAAUUGACAGUGGAGUUUGUUCUCUGAAUAACCACAGAGAGGGCAUUAAAGUUUUUGGACGCUUAGCCCUCACUGGCCAGAGAAAGGCCCAAUAUGUUGUUACAAAUGAAGAAAUUCAGCGCAGAAUAGAAGGGGAGAACAUGUCCUCUAAUGUAUUCAGAGAUCUGCUAGGAGGACGCAAGAAAAAUUUACCUGAAAUAGUCCUCACCCUUCCCAAGAAAGUGAAAACUAAGACCAGCAUUUUUAGUGCACUAACAGAGGGGGAGGCUACAGACCUAGCCACUGGGCUAACCAAAAGCCUUUGUCAAAAUGUUAGUCCACAGUUGGUACGCAAGGACAUAAGUUACCAGGAUGCAGAAAUAACAAGGACAGCUCUUGCUGCUGUACGUGCUAACUUGCAAUCAAGCCUGAACAAUACUUCACCCUUCAGUUUGUUAACCCACACAUUUGGUCCACAAGCAGUUGAUGGUGUCUUGGGUUUCAUUAUAGAGAGUUUAAAAUGAAAUGUAGUAAGAGAAAAGUUUUACUAGCAGCAGCUUUCAGCCUUUUGUGAAUGUUCAUGUUUUGUUAAAUCAGUCAGUAGACUAUUGUUUUAAGUUUUACCUCUACUGAGUAUUUCUACUUUUCUAUAGUUAAUCUCUCUCUCUCUCUCUCUCGUUAAUUUUACAAAACCAGCCCAGUGUUAAGCUAAGUUUUACACCUAUGUAGUGUAAAGAAGUAAAUAAACAUGUUUUAUUGGAAAAUUUUCUUUAAACAGAAUCACUCAA
Molecule: messenger RNA, 1179 nt
Organism: Paramisgurnus dabryanus
Lineage: Eukaryota; Metazoa; Chordata; Actinopteri; Cypriniformes; Cobitidae
Source: RefSeq, a predicted model, not a curated record